Messenger RNA from Apis mellifera (honey bee), 573 nucleotides. RefSeq lists its product as uncharacterized. Gene Ontology annotation, cellular component: nucleus. The record is from RefSeq and is a predicted model, not a curated record. The coding region runs from base 185 to 514 and encodes 109 amino acids. Gene Ontology annotation, molecular function: zinc ion binding. Lineage: Eukaryota; Metazoa; Arthropoda; Insecta; Hymenoptera; Apidae. The transcript is spliced from 2 exons.
AUGAUAUGGUACAGUGCUUGUAGCGCCAGUUAUUCAGAACUAUGAUAAACAAUCUCGAAAGAAGCAUAACAUCUUGUGCGAUUUAUAGAAUAGUAAUUUUUGAGUGAAGUUAUUGACUUGUGUCGGGUUAUAGGGUGUCGAUAAGUAUCAUACAUAAAGAAAUAAAUUUUAGUAAAUAAUUGAAAUGGGUAGCACAGAUAAAGCUGUGAUCACGGGUUUUAUAUGUAGACUUUGCAGCAAAAUGAACCGUUUCGUGAUCCACAUAUACGGUGAAGAGGGUGAAAGAAUGAAACUUGCUGAAAAAAUAAAUGCUUAUCUUCCAAUUACGGUAAACAUGAAUGACCCAUUACCUAAAACAGCAUGUCUACAUUGUAUCGAACGACUAGAAGCUCAUCAUGAAUUAAUGGGACAAUUUUUGUUAGCUAAACGAAGAUUAACAAAAUCAUCAACAGUUGCAUCAACUUCAACACAAACUGUUGAUACUGCGCCAACAUCUAGUUCACCUCCAUGUUGACAUAUAGAAUUAAAAGCAUAUCUUUACGCUCAAUAUUAUUAAACAUUUUCUGUAUCUUA